AUGCUUCGCACUGGCUUCCACAGUGUGCUGACAGUGGAGGGCCUUGGUGGCCUUGGCAUUGAAUUUGCUUCAAAAUCUCUAUUCAGCAGCCUAUUAGAUAAUUGGCAAAGUGUUGAAGAGACUAAAAGGCGUUCCUUGUUUCUCGCUUGUUGCAAGACAUGGAAGGUUCCUAUUCUGGCAAUCCUGGUUCCUCGUGUAUGCGUCACGGGCCUCAAGUUUGCACAGCCUUUUCUCAUGCAGGCUAUUAUCGACUCUAUCGGCAACUUUGACGGCAUCGCCUCCAGCUUUCCUGCUUUUAUUGAGAUGCCGUUUACGGUGCUGGAUUGUGGAGUUGGAAUGUUCUUCCUAUCCCGCUUCACUGGUUUAUCCUGCCUCGCCAUAUUCGUGCCCCUCAUAGCAAGUACUGUAUUGGGCUUGUUAUUUGGCAGGCCCUCGACAUCUGCAUUGAAGCUUUGGAAUGAGAACAUCCAGGCACGAGUGGCCAAAACCUCACGAAUGCUAUCUCAGCUUCCCGCAAUCAAGGCUCUUGGGCUGGGGCCUAAAACUGCGGAAUUCAUCCAGUCUCUUCGAGUUACGGAGAUAGCUUCAUCGAAAAAAUACCGGGUUAUCCAAGCCAUCUCUACAGCACUUGCUGUUGUAGUAGAUCUUGUGACGCCAGUGGUUGUUGUAGCAGUCGCGCUGUUCACCUCGGCACUUGGACACAGGAUCUCUGCACAGGUCCUCUACCCAACUCUAGGUAUUGUCUCAUUGGUUCAAGGUCCCCUCGCCGAACUGUUGAAGGGAUAUCCAACAAGCAUGGCCAUGAUGGGCUGCUUCGAGCGAAUUGAGGCAUUCUUGUGUCUGGAAGAUCAUAAGGAUCCACGCGUGGUUGUGUGUUCUGACCCCCCACAGGCUUCUGGAGAAGGUCAAAUACUGGAAAAACUACCUGCUACGGCUUUUCAGAUACCACAGCAAGCUUCGACCCAUAUCAUUCGCUUCGAUAAGGCUACUAUUGCUCCCCGUGGCUCAGACACACCGGUUCUCAAUUACAUCGACCUGGAGAUUAUUUCAGGCUCAAUCAAUGGGGUUUAUGGCCACACUAGCUCUGGGAAAAGCACCUUUUUGGAGAGCAUCUUAGGCGAAGCCGAGAUUCUUGACGGUACGCUUUACGUCGAUAAUAUAACAAUAACCGUAUGUGCACAACGGAUAUGGCUGCCAAACACUUCAUUUCGCGAGUGCAUUAUCGGAGAUUGCGAAUAUGACCGGGUUUGGUUCAAUAUUGUUGUUACGCGCUGUGGGCUACAGCAAGACCUUGCAGCACUGCCGAAUGGUGAAGACUACGUUAUUGGUAGUGAUGGUGUCGCACUAAGCGGUGGUCAAUGCCAAAGGAUAGGGAUUGCAAGAGCGGUGUAUCCACGCCCAAGAGCGAUAAUACUUGACGACGUUUUCAGCUCCAUUGAUAGACGGACUGCUCUCGACAUUUUGACCGGUCUCUGUGGCGAGAAUGGACUUCUACGAAACUCCGGAUGCACAGUCAUCAUGGCCACCUAUCUGCCCGAGUCUCUGGAUUUUGUGCAAAAUCUGAUUCUUCUAGAUGACGAUGGUGCAGUCACCUGUGAGCCCCGCUGGAAGCCCAACGGCAAACCAUCAGAAACUGCCGUCUUUCUCCAACGAUGUAUGCUACCGCAGCAAGACGUUGCCGCGCGACAAGAACUACCGCACGAGCGACCUCGUGCUACUGCUAUGUCCUCGCGAGCCUCUGCGCCGCCUCGGGAUUCAACGCAAGGGGAUGUAGGCAAGGGUCGCGGCAAAGGUGAUUUUACACUUUACCUCUUGUGGUUCAACGCUAUCGGAAGCCUGAUAUCAACGUUUUGGGCUUUAUUGGUGUUGCUGAUGGGGACCACGGAAGUCUUCACGUCCAUUUACGUGAGAAUCUGGAUCGCAGUCGCACCAUCUGAUCGACUCUUCAUCAUCGGCUAUGCCAUGGUUGCCUUAUCGUCAGGACUUUUGUGCGGACUGUGUAUCUUUUUGAACCAUGUUCAUUUGUCACCUCGCGCUUCCCUUGCCUUACAUGACACGUUGACAACUACGGUCGCACAGUCCACACUCGGCUUCUUAAGCACUACAGACUCUGGCUCCAUCUUGAAUCGGUAUAGCCAAGACAUGGACCUACUUGCCAAGCAUAUACCUCAAGCCAUCUACGCAACUCUGUAUUGCGGUGCUACAAGUACAGUCCAGAUCGGUGUUAUCCUAUCUAGUGCGACUUAUAUGACGGCAGUUCUUCCGUUCAUAUUUAUUUCAGUUUUCUUCAUACAGCGCUAUUAUCUUCGCAGCUCCCGUCAGCUUCGACUUCUCGAGAUUGAAGCUCAGGCACCACUAGUCACUGAACUCCGGGAGACCGCAACUGGUCUUAUUUACAUAAGAGCUUUUCGCUGUCAGGAACACAGCUUCAAUCGCGGUCUACGACUGUUGGAUUUAUCCCAGAAACCCUUUUAUUUUCUGCUUUGCUCUCAAGCUUUCCUCGCCCUGACCUUGGAUCUCCUUGCUUCCGCCGUGGCGCUCAUUCUUGCAAUAGUCACACUUUUCGCACGCAAUCCCUCGCAGAAUGCAACAGGCCUGGCAUUUUUGCUCCUGAUUAAUAUUGGCACUAGUUUUAACCGGUUUGUGACCUACUGGGCAAUGUCGGAAACGUCAGUUGGAUCUCUCUCAAGGCUACGAGACUUUUUCGACCACACGCCAAAAGAACCCAGCAACAGAGCCACUGUGGAUCUACCACCAGACUGGCCAUCUAAUGGUGUCAUACAAAUCAACAAUGUCACCGCUCGGUAUAGAGUCAAGAAGGAAGAGCUCGAUGACUCAGUUCUCCACGAUCUUUCUCUUGCCAUUGAACCGGGGAAGAAGAUUGGUAUAAUGGGAAGAACUGGCAGUGGUAAAUCGUCACUAUUGUCCACACUCCUGGGCUUUCUUGAGUACGAGGGUUCCAUCUAUAUUGAUGGCGUGGAUAUCAAGAAAGCAGAUCCUGACCAGCUCCGUUCUCGGAUUAUUACAAUUUCGCAGGACAUAGUCGAGCUGGAAGGCACUAUCCGGGAUAACCUCCUCCCCUUCGACAAAUUAUGGAGUGCUCCGAGCGGUACUAUUGACGAAAAGGCCAAAGAGAAAGCAGAGCGAAGAGACGCGGUGGUUCGAGAGACUCUUGUUCGUUUGCGAAUCUGGGAUCGGCUAGUGAAGCAUGGCGGACUAGAUGCGAAUCUAGAUGCGGUCGGGUACUCUCGGGGAGAAAAACAGCUGAUGUGUAUCGCAAGAGCUGUCGUGCGCCGACGACUCACAGGCAGCCGACUCUUAUUGGUGGAUGAGGCAACGGCGAACGUUGAUCCCUGGCGCGACCAAAUCGUGCGUGAAAUGAUGAAAGAAUACUUCAGGGGGUGCACCAUAAUCGUGGUUGCGCAUAGGACAGAGACGAUUGCAGAUUCAAAUCGCACCGUCCACAUGGCAGGCGGGUAUAUUGAAAAGGUUGAAAAUCACUGGUAG
Akanthomyces muscarius is the source of this 3507-nucleotide messenger RNA. RefSeq lists its product as uncharacterized. Gene Ontology annotation, molecular function: ABC-type transporter activity; ATP hydrolysis activity; ATP binding. The record is from RefSeq and is a predicted model, not a curated record. Gene Ontology annotation, cellular component: membrane. Bases 1 to 3507 code for a protein of 1168 amino acids. Lineage: Eukaryota; Fungi; Ascomycota; Sordariomycetes; Hypocreales; Cordycipitaceae. Gene Ontology annotation, biological process: transmembrane transport. The transcript has 2 exons.